AUGAAGAUUUCCGCUCUUUUCAUGUUCGCUGUGUCUCUCACGCUGGGUGCCGCAACCGAGGCAGUGUUCUCGAAUGGAGUGCAUGCCGAGCUGGCCACCCGUGGCGUUCAGCUCCCUGCAGAAGGCAGAUAUCUGGCCAAGAAGGUAGUGAAGCUCCUCCGCAGAAAGGCCGGUAGCAGCUCCAGCAAGCCAGGCUCUUACCGCGACACUACUGGAGAUGUUUGCUUUAUCGGUUUCCACCUUGGAUUAUGCGAUGGGCUUGGCACUUGUACGGCUGGGGAUGAAAAAAAGGAGACUGCUUUCUGUAUUUAG
This is a messenger RNA of Pyricularia oryzae 70-15, 312 nucleotides long. RefSeq lists its product as uncharacterized. NCBI's taxonomy places the organism in Eukaryota, Fungi, Ascomycota, Sordariomycetes, Magnaporthales, Pyriculariaceae. The record is from RefSeq and is a predicted model, not a curated record. The transcript is spliced from 3 exons. The coding region runs from base 1 to 312 and encodes 103 amino acids.